AUGUCAAAUAACAUGUCAGACCCUCUUUCACGAUAUGAGGCGUUGCUUAGAGAGAACAACUUCGUCUUUGUCGUCUUUUACCGCGGCCACUGGUGUCCUUUCUGCAUCUCUUAUUUGAAAACCCUGCAGUCAAUUCUCCCUCACAUCAGUGCCGCCGGGGGCAAAACUCUCGCUAUUACUGCGGAGCCCGAGCAGUACCUUCCGGACACGAUCAACGCUACGGGCUAUAGUGGCGAGGUAAUCGUCGACCCGACGAACAAGAUCGCCGCGGAGAUGAAACAACGGGUUAAUCUCAAUGUUGCUAUCUCGCCGAAAACAGGAUACGAACAUGGCAUGGCACAGCCGGCCAUUCUAGUAAUGAAAGAUGAUGGGACAGUGCUGUUCGAUUGGGCCAUUGUACCUGCUAUGAUGAACCUUGGUGGUGCAAAAGACCGUCCGGAUUUGAAUCAGGUCUGGGACAAUGUGCUGGCGCAGUUGAAUGGACAGCCGAUUGUGCAUGAUAGAUACAACUUGCAGUCGUUUUGGCAGGUUAUGAAGCAGAAGCUUUUCGGCUGA
Molecule: messenger RNA, 555 nt
Organism: Penicillium maclennaniae
Lineage: Eukaryota; Fungi; Ascomycota; Eurotiomycetes; Eurotiales; Aspergillaceae
Exons: 2
Coding region: 1-555 (184 amino acids)
Molecular function (GO): oxidoreductase activity; antioxidant activity
Source: RefSeq, a predicted model, not a curated record